AUGAGCGCAAUUGCUUCUAACGAGGGGCCCAUCGUCGCCCAGGCUCAGGUGGCCGACGCACCCUAUGCCGGUACUGCGGUUGAGAAGACCUUCGCCCGUGGUUCCAUUGAUGCCUCCAUCCGAGAAUCAGAAGACUCUUACGAUGACGAGGUCACCGAGGCCGACCUCAACACUCUUCGCCGAGUAUCAGGCAAGAUCCCAUGGCCGGCUUUUACUGUUGCAUUCGUCGAAAUGUGUGAGCGUUUCUCGUACUACGGUACCACGAUUGUCUUUGUCAAUUUCAUCCAGCAGCCACUGCCUGAAGGCUCUACCACUGGCGCUGGCUACGAAGGUCAGUCCGGAGCACUAGGGAUGGGCCAGAGAGCGUCAACUGGCUUGGUUACCUUUAAUCAGUUCUGGGCCUAUGUGAUGCCCCUUUUGGGUGCUUACGUAGCCGAUGCCCACUGGGGACGCUACAAGACCAUCCAAGCUGCCAUCGCCUGCGCGGUCGUCGGCCAUGUGAUCUUGACUGCCUCGGCCGCACCCAGUGUUAUCAAGCAUGGUGACUCUGCACUCGCCGCUUUCACCAUCGGUCUCAUUAUCAUGGGAGUAGGCACCGGCGGCUUCAAAUCCAACAUCUCUCCUCUCCUGGCCGAACAGCAGACCGAGAUCAAAAAGCGUAUCCAAAUCCUCCCGUCGGGGGAAAGAGUCAUUGUUGACCCGACCGUCACCACCUCUCGAAUCUUUCUCUACUUCUACUUAUGUAUCAACGUCGGUUCUCUCAUCGGCCAGAUAGGCAUGGUUUAUGCUGAAAAAUAUGUGGGCUUCUGGCUAUCUUUUAUGCUGCCGACGGUUCUUUUCUUGUUGGCUCCGUUCGUCCUAGCACUUUGCCGCAAGCAUUACGUGCUCACGCCGCCGACGGGCUCCGUGUUUGCCAAGUUCUGGAAGCUCUGGACGUAUGCAGGCAAGGGUCGAUGGAGCAUCAACCUAUACCGGACCUACAAGAACCUGUCUGCCCCUGAUUUCUGGGAGCGCGUCAAACCCUCUCGAAUUCCUAACGCUGAGAGACCGGCUUGGAUGACAUUCGACGACGCCUGGGUUGACGAGGUCCGUCGGGGGUUGAAGGCCUGCGUUGUGUUUCUCUACCUACCGCUCUACUGGCUUGCCUACGGACAGAUGACUGGUAACUUGACAUCCCAAGCCGCCGUGAUGGAACUCAACGGCGUCCCUAACGACAUCAUUCAAAACCUCAACCCGAUCUCCAUCAUCAUUAUGAUCCCCAUCUUCGACUUUGUCAUCUACCCAGCUCUCCGCAAGGCUCGCAUCAACUUCACUCCCAUCAAGCGGAUUGCGUUCGGUUUCGCUCUGGCCAGCAUGGCCAUGAUCGCCGCCUGCGUCACUCAAGUCUACAUCUACCGCCUUUCAGAGUGCGGUACCCACGCCUCAGAUCCAGACUGUGAACCCGCCCCACUCAACGUCUGGAUCCAGACCGUUCCGUAUGUCCUUAUUGGCAUCUCCGAGAUCAUGGCCAGUAUUACCUCGCUGGAAUACGCAUUCACCAAGGCCCCCUACAACAUGCGCAGCUUCGUCAUGUCCAUCAACCUCCUGAUGAACGCCUUCAGCAGCGCUAUCGCGCAAGGCCUCGUCGCUUUGUCUGCCGAUCCGCUUCUCAUAUGGAACUAUGGCCUCGUCGCUGUCUUGGCUGCCGUCGGUGGCGUCUGCUUUUGGUUCAACUUCAAACGGCUCGACUCCGAGGAGGACAAGCUCAACAUGCUCCAGAUCAGCGCCUACCGCGGGAAGAAGGGAAGCAUUAGUGGACCAUCUACCACCGAGACCUUGUAUGAGAAAAACGAUGCUUCACCGUGA
This is a messenger RNA of Rhinocladiella mackenziei CBS 650.93, 1845 nucleotides long. RefSeq lists its product as uncharacterized. Gene Ontology annotation, molecular function: dipeptide transmembrane transporter activity. NCBI's taxonomy places the organism in Eukaryota, Fungi, Ascomycota, Eurotiomycetes, Chaetothyriales, Herpotrichiellaceae. Gene Ontology annotation, cellular component: membrane. Gene Ontology annotation, biological process: transmembrane transport; oligopeptide transport. The coding region runs from base 1 to 1845 and encodes 614 amino acids. The transcript has 4 exons. The record is from RefSeq and is a predicted model, not a curated record.